AUGCGGGAUAUCAAGUGCGUAGUGGUUGGUGAUGGUGCUGUCGGUAAAACAUGCUUAUUGAUCUCAUACACUACCAACGCCUUUCCUGGCGAGUACAUCCCUACCGUCUUUGAUAAUUAUUCGGCCAAUGUGAUGGUCGAUGGCCAGUAUGUAACGCUAGGUCUAUGGGAUACUGCUGGCCAGGAAGAUUAUGAUCGCUUAAGACCACUGUCUUACCCUCAAACCGAUGUAUUUUUGAUUUGCUUUUCCUUGGUCAGUCCGACAUCGUUCGAGAAUGUACGUGCUAAAUGGCACGGAGAAGUAUCCCAUUACUGCCCGGAUACGCCACUCAUUUUGGUUGGCACCAAGUUAGAUCUUCGCGAUGAUCGAGAAACGAUCAAUAAAUUAAAAGAGAAAAAUAUGGCUCCUAUACCCUUUGCAGACGGUCUUAAAAUGAGCAAAGAUAUCAAUGCGGUUAAAUAUUUAGAAUGUUCAGCUUUAUCGCAGAAAGGGUUAAAAGCUGUAUUCGAUGAAGCCAUUCGUGUUGUACUGUGUCCGCCUGCCGUGUCAAAGCCCAAAAAAGAUAGAAAUAAGAAACCUUGCCUACUUCUAUAA
Molecule: messenger RNA, 594 nt
Organism: Trichoplax adhaerens
Lineage: Eukaryota; Metazoa; Placozoa; Uniplacotomia; Trichoplacea; Trichoplacidae
Product: Rac1 protein
Exons: 1
Coding region: 1-594 (197 amino acids)
Biological process (GO): regulation of cell shape; regulation of actin cytoskeleton organization; actin filament organization
Cellular component (GO): cytoplasmic vesicle; cell cortex; cell projection
Molecular function (GO): GTPase activity; GTP binding; protein kinase binding
Source: RefSeq, a predicted model, not a curated record